This is a messenger RNA of Selaginella moellendorffii, 639 nucleotides long. Its product is annotated as mediator of RNA polymerase II transcription subunit 7b. The transcript is spliced from 6 exons. The coding region runs from base 16 to 525 and encodes 169 amino acids. Gene Ontology annotation, cellular component: core mediator complex; mediator complex. NCBI's taxonomy places the organism in Eukaryota, Viridiplantae, Streptophyta, Lycopodiopsida, Selaginellales, Selaginellaceae. Gene Ontology annotation, biological process: regulation of transcription by RNA polymerase II. The record is from RefSeq and is a predicted model, not a curated record. Gene Ontology annotation, molecular function: transcription coregulator activity.
ACGAGCGCAGCUGCUAUGGCUGCCACAACGUCUGCUGCAUAUCCGCCCCCGCCUCCCUAUUACAAGCUCUACAAGGAUCAAACCUCCGCGCCAUCGCCGCCUUCGCCGCUCCAGGGGACCUACAGCGUCUUUGGCAACACCUACACAACUGACGAUGCGCUACCCAGCUUGGAGGAAGUGGGGCUUCGGCAACUGUACCCCAAAGGACCCAACAUUGACUACAAGAAGGAGCUCAAGGCUUUGAACCGGGAGCUUGUGCUCCAGAUGAUGGAGCUCGCCGAUGUUUUGGUGGAGAGGCCUUCGCAGUAUGCUCGGAGAGUGGAAGACAUGGGGCUCAUUCUCAGAAACAUGCAUCACUUGCUGAAUUCACUCAGGCCACACCAGGCCAGAGCGACACUUAUUCGCAUUCUGGAGACACAAGUGCAAAGACGAAAGCAAGCCGUGGAAGAAGUUCGCAAGAGAAGGAACGAGGCAAGAUUACUCCUCCAGGAAUCGACAGCCACACUAGAAAACCAACUUAGCUAGCAAAGAAUGCUGUGAGCUUUCUUCUCUUGUCGUUUAUGUUACAAGUUUUGGUUACUUACAGUUCUUGAUUACACAUUUAGAAUAUGUCAAUAUAUUUUGAGAAUAUCCACUACA